Messenger RNA from Melanotaenia boesemani (Boeseman's rainbowfish), 1949 nucleotides. RefSeq lists its product as uncharacterized. Bases 125 to 631 code for a protein of 168 amino acids. The transcript is spliced from 4 exons. The record is from RefSeq and is a predicted model, not a curated record. Lineage: Eukaryota; Metazoa; Chordata; Actinopteri; Atheriniformes; Melanotaeniidae.
UGUGUUGUUUCUCUCUUUUUCCAGCUUUUUCUGCACCUCUUGCAGGCCUGUCACUGACUUGUGCUGGAGCAAGAGGGAAGCUGUGCUGCAGAGGAGCUGCAGAACAACAGGUGCUGGUCUCAUCAUGGCCCCCAAACUGAGUGUGCUGCUGCUGUUACUGGUUGUCGCUACGGUAACGGUUUUUGCACAGAGGCGACGCCCGACAACAAAGACCACGGACGAGUGGAACUACAGGGAUGGCUCUGAGCGGGUUAGCAUGCGCGGCGUGGCCAACCUGACCCAGGUUUUGGACAACUGGAGGUUUGACAUCCUGUCACAGAUGAGAGGGCUCCUGGAGAACGACCACCAGUCUCUGCUGCCGGAUUAUGCCAGGAUCCAGCCACUCUCCGAGGCCUUAGAUGACCUUUACAAGGAGUUCAACAGCCUCAAAGCUCACCUCGGUGACCUGACAGAGAAGUUUACCGCCGUAGAAGCUUUCAUCGAUGAGGUCAAGGUUAGCCGUGCCAACAACGCUGGCCCUGCACCUGGUCCAGCUCCUGGUCCAGGACCAGAUCCAGCCCCCGCCCCAGCCUCAGUCCCUAGGCAGACUGGGAGGAGGGUGAUGAGGAAGAAAGCCACCACCUCGACCUAACCAAACAACAAGGAGCCUCUUCUACUAUGAUAUCUGUUUCCUUUCAGGCUGUUUCUAAUUUGCCUUUAGCUUCAGGUUUUAUCGACUGUUUUCAGGGUGUCAAAUACUGUUGGUUUGUCGUAGCUCAUACCAGCCAUCAUGCUGAGAAUCCAUCAUUUGAUCUGUUCACAUUCACAUUAAUCUUCUCUAAAAGUGCUUACACUUGUCCAGUAAAGAGAAACAUACCAGGUGAGAGCUUCCAGUCCAGAUUUUACUGGUUUUCUGUUAUCAGGAAGGCAAGCACCUGUCAGUCAUUUUGUCAUGGCAUACUGUUACCAGAAGUGGUGCAAAUCAUUUCUAUGGAUGUCUGCCUUACGGGAAGUCCUGAAGCACCAGCUUCAACAUCACUGCCUCCUGUACUGGAGGUUGGAGGGGUGGUGGUGGUGUGAACUGCAUGAAAUUUAAAGAUUAUUUUUUGUGAGUUGUCAUGAACUCAGCAGCCAUUUUAUUUUAAAAUCCUAAGUAUAGCCCUUCAGAAAGUUAACCACAUCCAUAGACAAUGCUUAGGUGUAUCCAAUCUGUUCCUGUGACGUCAAAGAGCCCUGACAAAGCAGCAGUACGUGAGGCCCUGGGAGUGAUUAUAUAACUGUUAGAUCCUCCACAGUAAGCUUAACCUCUUGGAGUAUUUACUUGUUUUUCAUAAAAGCCUACUCUUCCAUUAAUUGUUAAUCACACAUAAAUUUUAAUGGAGAAAACACACAAAAUGCCCAAUUAACCAUGUACUUCAUAAAGAUGUCGACUCAGUGAGAUGCUGUUGUGUGCACAUAUGGCCAAAUCUGAAAAAUUCUUUGAGCACAGUUUGCUUAAAAGAAAAGCUAAACUCAUGCACACGUUUACCAUUUGCAGUUUACUAAUUGAAAAGCUCAUACACACACACACAAAAGAACAUGCAUAAAGCAUCCAAUCAAUGGUUAUUAUCACCCUUUUCUUCAUUUAUUCACUUAGUUAUUAUGUAAUCUGAAGUUUCACUGCCUUUGAUAUUUCGCAAACCGAAAGAAAAAAACUGAAGGAAUUAAUGAGUUUAAUAUGACUUCGACUCUUUGACUGCGAAAGAAGGAGCCUUUUUAGAAAAAAAUGGGGUUAUUGAGAUUUGUCACUCAAGUAAAAUGAUUUAUUGGUGAUCCAUGUUUUAAUCUAACACUAGGUGUAAUAUUUCUCCUAACAACUAAAAAGUACAUUAAAUUUUAAAUGCUUGAAAAUUUUUUGACUUUUUAAAUCCUGUCUGCUUGUGUCUCUUCUGCAUUUUAUGAGCUCGCAAUAAACCCAAUUAUUGCAUUCA